GUAUACUUUCGGGCAGUCGGCACAUUACGUAUACGUCGGUGGUCAGUGGAAGGCGCGAUGAUGGGUGGGCGAUUCGUUAUUGAAACAAUAAAUUUGUAAGAAGAAAACCAAAAAUCAGGGGAGAUAAAUACGGCACUCACGAGAAAUUGCGACAGGCAAGUGAGACAAAUUUAGCCAAAGACAAAAAUCUAAACCGCAUCGAAGGAGAUUCUCUGAGGAGAGCAAACUGUUGCUGCUGCUUCUGGUGGUGCUGCCACUGGGCCUGAGCCACUGGGUGGCUGUGGUGGCGCUGGUGGCGGUGGCAGUUUUUGUUUGGCGGGUGGCGGUGCCAAAUGAUGAUCAUGACCGCGUAGAGACGCAAAUAAAUAUAAUUGAAACACCUCCGAACUAUAAGCAAAUAGAACCCGACGACGCCACCGUAGUGCGGGCAUUGUGUAACUGCAACGGUAUCGUCAACAUGAACAAAACUAUUCUGCACUGGAGCUAUCUGAACUUCAAGGAUGUCCCGAUGGACCUCUUCCUCUACGAGGAUCUGGAGGAGGUCUAUCUCAAGGAGAACUUCAUAUCGGUGAUCCCCAAGUGGCUGCUAAACAUCACCACCCUGAAGUUCAUCCAUCUGGCGGGCAACAAUCUGAGUGAACUCCCCACCGAUAUCUAUAUGCUGGAGAACCUGGAGUUCCUGGACGUGUCCAACAAUGAGCUCAAGGAGCUGCCCCCCACCCUUGGACUCCUGCUCAAUCUUCAGCAGCUAAAUGUUUCCGGCAAUCAGCUCACCGAACUUCCAGUGGAACUGAGCAGCCUGCGCAAUCUGGAGCACCUGAACAUCGCCAAGAACCAAUUCCGCCGACUGCCCAUCCAGCUGAGCGAGUGCGUCCGCCUCAACGAGCUAAAUGUGAGCGACAACGAGGCGCUGCUCCACAUCCCCGAGCGCAUCUCCAACCUGCCCAUGCUGCAGUCCCUCGCCGCCGAUCGCUGUGCUCUCAUCUAUCUGCCGGCCGCCCUCUCCAAGUUCAUGAACCAUGUGCGCAUCUUCCACAACACAGCCAUCAACUACAUACCCAUGGUAUACGAGAGGUUCUACCAAAACUUUUACGACAACCGCCAGAGAAUCACUCCCAUCGCCGUUCAUCGCAAGGGUCUGUUUUGGGUCCGCGAGCUGGAGACGAACACCAGGUUGGUACUUCCGGUGGGCACUCGCACAGUAUUUCCGGUUCCCUCGACGGAGAACCGGGUCACGCUCUACGACGACUGCCUGCACGCCCUCCAAUCGCUGAACCGCUCCUUGCCCGUCUACGAGAAUGCCGCCCUGCACCGCCUGCUCCCGGAACCAUAUAUCAGUUCCCAUAUCAACAACGGACCCAUCGCCCGCUGCACGAAUUCCACCUGCUCCAGAUGUCUGUACACCUCGUACUACUUCAUGGUCGUGAAGAGGUUCAAACCUGAUCCAUACACAUUGCAUCGAAACUUAAGGCGUGGCAGCACUUCCAAGCAACUUUUCACCUGUAAUUUUUGCACCAACCGAUGUGCGCUCCUCUGGUUGACGAGCAAUGACAAAAAGUACUACCAAGUGAAUUGGCGAGUGUCAGAUGAUGACGACGAUGAUGAAGAACACGUGUCCAGUGUUUUGUACAUGUCAUGUAAAUGCUAUUGAACUACUGGCAACCGGCGCCAUUUGUCCAAAGAGAAAGCUCCCGAUAAUCUAACCCUAGGCUUAAAGAAAACUUUGUGUGGGUCCCCGUUCAUGGAGGUGUACGUAGUCGUCUAAAACACACUUAUGGGCCUCCGGAAAGGCUUUUCGGCAGUCGACGCCAUGACGACCCAUCCUGAAGGCAUCCAAAUACGGCCCGUCUAGCGUUCGAUGAGGUCUAAAUGAUAAAUAUAGUAGUCUCUGGUUUGAGUUCAAGUCGAAGUCAUCUUACCUUAACAGCCUGUGUAGUAUCUGGGCAUAGAGUCCACUGUGCUCGUCCACCUGACCAUUCUCGCAUAUCAAACGUUUCAGGCAGGCACUUCCAUUCUGACCCAAUUGAUUCAUAUAACCCUCGGCGAACUUGAAUAGCAAAAGCUGGGGUUCAUCCACCAAAAGACGAGCAGGCACCGAUGAAGGAUCUGGCUGGGUCACAGGACCCUUGAGAUUUCGCGAACUAUCCCAGAGUUUCCACCAGUAGAUGGGAGUUUGCGGCUCAUUGAACUGGUAGUGGAAGUUCAUCAGCCAGACCAACUGUCGCCAGACCUUUUUCUCCAUAAACGGAACCGGAAAUGCACAACCCGUAACAAACUGUAAAGAUACAAGUUAAUAUUACUAUACUCAAUAAAUAUUUGAUGUCUAACCUUGA
Molecule: messenger RNA, 2333 nt
Organism: Drosophila suzukii
Lineage: Eukaryota; Metazoa; Arthropoda; Insecta; Diptera; Drosophilidae
Product: leucine-rich repeat-containing protein 28
Molecular function (GO): protein binding
Source: RefSeq, a predicted model, not a curated record